GUAACAGCCGAAACUGUUAGGACAUAACGAAAGUGUUCUUCUCGUAGAAUAGUGAGCAAUUGUUCCCUUUUCUUCCGCUGAGAUAACAGUCUCAUAGCACCAGCUGACAUAACUAUAUCUUCACUGAGUUGUUUUCACAUUUCAAGGAGCGAUUCCGAAGAAAACAAAAUUCAAAUUUUUCGCUUUUAGUUUCCAGCUGCGAUUGGAUUCUCUUUCACAGGAAGGGCAACACGUCUUCUCACCGUUUCUAGUGUAUAGUGUGGAAUGAAUUACAGAGAAUAUUGUCUUGAAUAUAUGUAAUAAAAUAGGACUCACUCAUGGCCAGUGUUACACCAACUGCUUCAUCCACAAAGGAGACAACAAACUAUGCUAGGUUGUGCCGUCUGCUGGUUGAUAUUGGAACCCAAGCUCUUCGAGACACGUUAGAUGCCAUCCAUGCACCAGCUAAUCUGCCCACAGUUUUGGCGGCAAACCAACCUACCUUACAAUCUCUCAGAGCAAAGGGGAUUAUCAAUCCAAUACAAUGGGGAAAGCUUUUCCCUGCCAUUCCAACUUCAGUAUCUUCAAGUAACUUUGACACGACCCUCUUGAUGGUUCUGCUGCGAAACCUGUGCGGCUUAACCGCUCCGCUGACCGGCUGGAACGCAUUCCCUGCCGCAACAGACCUCAGCAGGGAAGCAGACAUUGCCCGAGUGAAGUAUUUUAGGAACACUGUGUACGGUCACGCUGAGAUAGCUUCUGUUGAUGACAACAAGUUCAAUUACUACUGGCGUGACAUCCGGGACACACUGGUCAGACUGGGAGGUGUUAAUUAUGAAGCUGCUAUUGACUAUCUUAGAAACGAGACCAUGGACCCUGUAGUUGAAGAUCACUACGUGGAACUACUGCGUCAGUGGAAAAAGGACGAGGACAACAUUAAAGAUGAGCUGGCAGAGAUUAAGAAAAAGCUUGAAGAAAUAACAUCAAAAGAUAUCAUAGACGAAGAGCGAAUCCCUGAUGGUAAACAAUCCAGCCCAAAGCAAAACUCUGGGGAAAGUUUAUUCGAAGCUAUUCGAAAAAGAUUCACUGAGCAUGGUGAUCUGCAGUCCGGUCAGCCGCAUGCAUCUCCGUCUGUGCCAGAUCGGACCCCUGGUGGAAAUCAAUCUAGCCCUGGGGAAAGUUUAUUUGGACCUCUUUUGCAGAGCUUCACUGGGCAUGGUGAUCCGCAGUCUGGCCAGCUUACGUUGAAAGGACGAGAAAUUCACUACAGGUCACACAGGAAGAUUCACUCUUCAGAGAACCUUUUGGUUUACGACGCUACAGCCUGGGACCUAGAGAGUGGUUUCACCUAUGAUACAAGUGGUUAUGACAACAGGAACGAUGCUGUGGACGAUGCUGUGGACAAACUGAUGGGAAUUCUCAAGAGCGAAGGGCUCCUCAGUUAACGACUUGUGAUUUGGCUCCCCCGGCAACCCACUGGCAUUUGACUGUUUCCCGUGUCCGGGGGUUGGGGAAUUUGAACCUUGCCUGGGUGGGGUCGGGGAUUGGGAUGGUUAGUUUCAAGUCUCUCCAGCUAAAGUUUGGUCAAUGGGUAGAAAGUCACGGUCACCGAUUUUACCUUUUAUAAAAAAGUUGAGUAUAGCAUUUGAGCACAAUUUUUGCCCCCCGGUGAGGAGGGAUGGAGGGAGGGACUCGAAAAAACCAAUCUUCAAAAGUUCAAAUGCCCGGGGGUUUGCUCGGGGUAGAAUGUUAAAGCUUCGAAUUGAUCUACGCUUGAUAAAGAAACUCAAUACAGGCCACUAACUGUCUCUAUUAAACGUCUUUGAGCCAGACUCAUCACGAGGUGAGGAAAAAUUGUACAAGGACAUCAAAAGCUUGAAAGAAGUUUAAAGGAGAGACUCAAAUGGGCUCAGUGCUUUUUACAUUUUAUUGAGUAAAGUUUGACAUCAUUAUUGGUUACAAGGUUUUCAGUAUAUGCAUAUUUUACAUAUUUACAUUUUGCUUAGGGUAGAGCAAAAUAUUUUAGAAAUUUGUAGAACAGGUUGAAAAGGCUGCAAAGAUGACAUCCAUUUGGUCCUUUUCGUUCACCAUGAAUAAUUCGACGGUCUUUCAUGCUUUAGGUCUUGACUUUCCGAUUCUGUCUGUUCUCAGUGUUGCUGCAUUGACUUAUUUCCUACCCCUUAGCUAUUUCUUUCUUUCUCAUUUGACUGUGUUGUUCUGUUGUUUCCUACGAUUUUGCUUAUUUUCUGUUGUAUUUAUUUUUUUACAAGUAUUAUUAUUUGUUUUUUCUAUGUUGUCCAUUUAAUA
Stylophora pistillata is the source of this 2286-nucleotide messenger RNA. RefSeq lists its product as uncharacterized. The record is from RefSeq and is a predicted model, not a curated record. NCBI's taxonomy places the organism in Eukaryota, Metazoa, Cnidaria, Anthozoa, Scleractinia, Pocilloporidae.